Messenger RNA from Suhomyces tanzawaensis NRRL Y-17324, 1047 nucleotides. RefSeq names its product inositol pentakisphosphate 2-kinase (gene IPK1). Gene Ontology annotation, molecular function: ATP binding; inositol-1,3,4,5,6-pentakisphosphate 2-kinase activity. The record is from RefSeq and is a predicted model, not a curated record. Gene Ontology annotation, biological process: inositol phosphate biosynthetic process. The transcript has a single exon. Gene Ontology annotation, cellular component: nucleus. Lineage: Eukaryota; Fungi; Ascomycota; Pichiomycetes; Serinales; Debaryomycetaceae. Bases 1 to 1047 code for a protein of 348 amino acids.
AUGGAGAUCUCGAAAAUCACCGCCCCGUCCGACUGGGUGUACUUCGCGAAGGGCAAUGCCAACAUCCUCUUCAAGUACACCGGUACUAACGACUACCUCAGGCACAAGCUCUUGCGGCUCCGGCUCCUCAAGGAGGACGAGCAGUACAUCUCGACGUGUGAGCUCUACGACUUCAUCGAGUUGAAGUGCAAGCACUUGUUCCCCCAGCAGAUCAUCGACAUCCAGUUGGUGGUGUUGACCACCGCGUUUAUAACCCAAUUGGACAACAAGGGCCAUCAGUUGAUGCUUACCGAGCGUUACGGCCUCUUGAUCCCCAACAUCUUGGACGGCAACUACGCCAAGCAGGCGUUGUCGCGAAACUGCCACCUCUAUUACGACUCGCCUGCCGACUCGUCGCACAUCUCGUCAGUGAUCUUCGAGAUCAAGCCCAAGUGGUUAUACGACAACAAGUCCUCUAACUAUUGCCGCACCUGCUCGUUGAACCAGUUGCGCGGGUUGCCCAGACACUUCUGCCCGUUGGACCUCUUGUACAAGAAGACCAUUGACGAGGGCUUGAACGACAUCUUCAGGCCCAUUCCCCAGCAGGUGCUCGACAACCUCCAGGACACAAACCGCAUUCCUUUGAAGGCCUUGUUCAGAAACUUCCUCAACAACCCCGAAAACGUGUUCCAGAAGUUGAAGCAGUACCAGCGGAUCAACAACAAGAAUGACCUCAUCAAAAACCUCACCUCCAUCCACGAUGUGCUGCAGAACUUGUCAUUGGUGAUGACGUUACGGGACGUGGGCUUGUUCAUCAAGUUUGAAAAGUACGACAGGUGGAACAACAUCCACAACUCUCACAACAACGUUAACAACCUCAUAACAAUAGAAGGCUAUGGCAAAUUCUUGGUCACAUGCAACAUCUACGACUUGGACCUCAAGUCAAAGCUCAAAUACAAACACUGGUUGGAUAUCGAACAGAAAUUACAAGCGAUCUACAACUCCUCCAACAAAGAAUGGAAGUACUGCAAGAGAGUGGACAAAGACGACGACUUCUUAGAGACAUGA